AGGACGGGCCCCACAGCCGGGGGUAGCAUGGCCGGGCUGCGGGGGGCCGGCUUCUCCCAGGCGCCGGGCCGCCGCUUCCGGGUUCCUGAGCGUGGCGUCAGGGACAGCGGCGGGAGCGGCUCCUCCCCCGGGACGCGGUCGGCGGCGCGGCGGUGUCGCCGGCAGCGCCCUCUGGCGCCCUGGGGAGAGGUCCGCGAUCCCCAGAGUGCGCCGCCUUGCCCCCGGAAGGAGGCCUGGAGCUGGGAGCGAGCCCGCCUGCGGGGCCUCGACACUUCGCCCUUAGCAAACCCACGAGGCCCUGGCUCCGAGCUUCAACCAAACGAACCAGCGCAACUUGGGGCACCCGCACAGCCCGAGCCCUUUGUACAUGGGACCCAGAUCCCCCCGGAAGGAGAACACCAAGGCUCCAGAGGUCGUUGCCAUUUCUAGAGAGACAAAAAUCAGCAGAAAGAGAUCUCUGUAAGUGGUGGGAUCUCAUAUCUGGCCGCCCUUGAUGCUGCA
Messenger RNA from Phascolarctos cinereus (koala), 501 nucleotides. The record is from RefSeq and is a predicted model, not a curated record. NCBI's taxonomy places the organism in Eukaryota, Metazoa, Chordata, Mammalia, Diprotodontia, Phascolarctidae.